Messenger RNA from Cynoglossus semilaevis (tongue sole), 2480 nucleotides. Its product is annotated as PRELI domain-containing protein 1, mitochondrial-like. Gene Ontology annotation, cellular component: mitochondrial intermembrane space. The transcript is spliced from 6 exons. The coding region runs from base 330 to 959 and encodes 209 amino acids. Lineage: Eukaryota; Metazoa; Chordata; Actinopteri; Pleuronectiformes; Cynoglossidae. The record is from RefSeq and is a predicted model, not a curated record.
GCAGCCCAAUCCUCAAAUGAAGAAGAAUUUAAAGACCGGAACUAAUAUAAUUAAAAAUAUAGAUAAGCUACGUACUUGAUCCUGUAUGAAUAGUCUGUCACGUGUUCCCUGUACACGUCAGGAACUUUAGGUAGGAUUUGUCAAUACCUCUUCCGGAGGCAGACAAACUGAACAUUUAACAUCUUGCCGUUUUAUUAACAGUGUUUUCAGGACUGCUGCAAGCUGUGGAUGGAGUCAGCGUCCGGGAUUUUAGUGUUUCAAUUGGUCACAGCAGGAAGCCACAGAGUUAGGGAAUUCUGGACUUCCUGAUCAACAGCACAGUGGGGAAAAUGGUCAAGUACUUCUGUAAUAACACCGACAUCAGGAGCACAUGGGACUAUGUUGUCUCUGCUUUCUGGCAGAGAUACCCCAAUCCUUUCAGCACCCAUGUCUUAACAGAGGACGUUGUGUACCGAGAGGUGACUUCGAACAACCGGCUCCUGUCCAGGCGGCUGCUGACAAAGACCAAUCGGCUUCCUCGCUGGGCCGACAGGUUCUUUCCCUCUGGUAUUUCCCGUUGCGUGUACAUCAUUGAGGACUCCAUUGUCAACCCUGUGGACAGAAAACUGACCACUUACACCUGGAACCUCAACCACACCACACUCAUGUCAGUCGAGGAACGUUGUGUCUUCCAAGACUCCACAGACGAGCCGGACACUACCCUACUCAAACGGGAGGCCUGGAUUUCCUCUGGUAUUUUUGGCUUCUCCCGACCCAUUCAGGAGUUUGGAUUAUCUCGCUACAAGAGUAACCAGGUGAAGGCCAUGAAAGGGCUGGAAUAUGCACUGUCCAAUCUACGAGGAGACACAGCACCGUGGCUCCUCAGUGACACCGUGAAGGACGCGUCAGGAAAGGCCAAAGAAGCCGCCAAGAACCUGGCUUCAGCUGCUGCUCCACCCAAAACACAGCAGUUCAUCUGACCUGCCUGUGUGUGUGUGUGUGAGUGUGUGUGUGUCUGUUGUGUGUGUGUGUGUGUGUGUGUGAUCUUGGAAGAUCUUUCCAUUAUUUUUGGUUAAUGCUUUGAUAACCCUCUGUCCUUGUAGGGACAUUAUCAGGUCUCCCUGAGGAAAGAGGGUAUUUUGAGGUUUAAGGUUAAGUUUAGAGUCAGGGUUAGAUUUAGGCCUGACUCAAGGUAAGCACUAAGAUUAAGCAACAUUUGUAGCGGUUACGGUCAGGGUAGGAAUUUCGCGAAUGUGUCAUGUUUAUGUUUAUGAAGUCGUCACAACUCAUGAAAACCAGACUCUGUGUGUGUUUGUGUGUGUGUGUUUGUGUGUGUCUGGGUACGGUGGGUACAACACAAACAUCUUUUGAUCAUCAUUAACGUCUCAGCUAGACUGAAGGCUGUAGGUUGUCACUCACCCACGGUCCCUGAGUCAUCAUCACUGGUCAUCUUUCCCGUGGGAACCUCCAUCAUUUCUCCACGACAGUUGCACUGAAAUAUAGGAUUCAUUUUUCUGCUGCUUGUUUUCACCCGGUCCUGUCUUGGACUGACUGUGUCUUUUCUCAAUCAACGUUGAUUUAAACCUCAGGUCUUGUCCGGUCUGAAGUCUUUGAAUGAAACACCAAUCCAUUCAGAGACUUUGAGACCAGCUGCACGUGAAAGCUGCAACUUACUGGACUUUCCUGUAUAUGUAUACAUAUACUGUAUGUAUGUAACAUAUGUAUAUAUAUAUUUUAUAUGUACAUACAAUAUAUGUGUAUAUAUGUUUAUGUGUGUACAUAUAUUUGUGAGUAUACAUGUUGAUAUAUGUAUAUAUGUACAUGUAUGUAUAUAUAUUUAUAUAUGUAUGUAUAUGUAUAUAUAUAUAUAUAUACACGCGUAUAUAUAUGUAUAUAUAUGCAUUACAUGUGAAUACCAUGGUUCUACUACAGCAGGUAUGUUUCUUUUUUUGCAGUAGUCACAUAUCACAAUAGCAUUAGAUGAUUAUUUAAUUCUUAUAUGCAUAAAGAACUUAAUUGUAUAUUUUACCACUCGUUUAUUUCAUGAUCGCUGGCUUUUUAAGGUCUUAUUCCGACAAUAACAUUUAUUUAUGAAAAUGAAGUCGUAGGUUGAUGCCGUUUGCUGUUUCUAUCCUGAGCUGAUGAACUUAAAAAACACCAAAUGGAAACGUAUCUCAGUUUUAUGUUUCUGCAGAUUCUUAAUGGAAUGUGAUCAGACGCUCAGCUGUCUCCACUGUGAGUAGAUGUUUUUACUAUGAACUGAAUUCUCCCGUGUCGUUGACUUUCUGUGAUCAUUCAUUCCAUUUAAGACGCCUGCAUUCUGUUUGUGCUUCAAGACUUGAAAAAUAAUAUAAUAUAUUUUGAAAUAAUAUGUGUAAAUGUAUUCCAAGGAUAUAUUUUGAAGAAAUAAGAAGUUGAAUGUUUAGAUUCUUUUGCGAGAUGUCUAACAGCCGAAAACCUGUUGAGCGGAGAUCAUUAAAUCCUGUUAUUUCUUGUUUAAA